UGAUGAGAAACAGAUGAUAACGUCAGUAGUGCCUCGAACCACCACUUCCUUUCCGAUAGAAACUCAAGUAUUCGGACGAGACGAACAGCUGAAUCACCUUCUGGAACAGUUGAUGAAAUCUGCCGAUGGAUCCGGAUCCAGCAACAGUAGCAUCUCUACCGUAACUAUUGUUGGGAUCGGAGGGGUCGGAAAGACUACUCUUGCUCAGCAAGCCUACAACCACGAGAGGGUGAAGGACUAUUUUCAUCCUAAGGUCUGGCUCUGUGUAUCGGAUAACUUCAACGUGGAGAGGCUUACCAAAGACAUCGUAGAAUCCAUAACCGAGGAAAAGUGUGAUCUCAGCAACCUUGAUACACUUCAAGUGGUUGUUAAGAAGAAGCUGACCUCAAAAAGAUUCCUGCUUGUCCUCGACGAUGUGUGGAACGAGGACGGCCUGAAAUGGGAAAGAUUUUGUGCAUCAUUGAGGUACGGAGAACAAGGAAGCAAGAUUUUGGUUACAACUCGCUCUAAAAAGAUUGCAGAAAUGGUUGGCAAACCGAUCCCUCUAGGAGGUCUGGAUGAAGCCAGCUAUUGGGAAUUUUUCAAAAAAUGUGCAUUUGGUUCCGAAGACGCCGGUGAAUUUCCACAGCUAGAAGCCAUAGCAAAGAAGAUCGCUGGCAGGUUGAAGGGGUUGCCACUUGCGGCAAGGACGGUAGGCGGGUUGUUGAAGGCGCAGAUGAAUGAGAAGCACUGGAGAAACAUCGCAGGGAGUGAAAUAUGGCAACUACAGCAUGACGAAAAUGGUGUCCUGCCAGUCCUACAAUUGAGCUAUCAAUGUCUUCCCCCACACCUUAAGCGGUGCUUUGUUUUUUGUUCCCUGUUCCCCAAAGAUAAUCGGUUUGAUGGAGAGCACUUGGUCCAGCUUUGGAUGGCAGAAGGCUACGUUGAUCAAGACAAUAUGAAAGACAAUAUGACGUUGGAGGCUGUAGGAAGUGACUACUUCCAUGAGUUAGUGAACAGGUCUUUCUUUCAGGAAGCUCCUUGGGGAUCGACAUAUGUGAUGCAUGAUUUGAUACACGAUCUUGCUCAGUUUAUUUCAAAGGGAGAGUUUUGCAGGAUCGAUGAUGUUGAGUCGAAAGAGAUCCCUAAUACAACUCGUCAUCUAUCAGCAACAUUAACCGAUGGAACUAAGUUAAUGGAGCUCUCCUGUUAUGAUAAAUUGCGGACCCUCGAGAUCAAUUCCAAAAGUUUUUGGUUUGACUUUCAAGACGAGAGCCCUUUGUUCAUUCAGUUUGAAAAAUUAAAAAACAUUCGAGUGUUGAUAUUGCAGAACUGUGGCUUGCAGGAGUUGCCUGAGAAAAUUGGUGGCUUGAUACACCUCCGCUACCUUGACAUAUCCUACAACCGUUACAUUAAGUGGCUGCCGGAGUCAUUAUGUGAUCUUUAUAAUUUGCGAGUACUGGAUCUGUAUGAAUGCGACCUGCAGAGUUUACCGCACGGCAUGAGCAAGUUGAUCAACUUGAUGCAUCUUAAUGAAGAAGACAAAAUAAUUUCCGAGAUAAAUGAUGUUGGGAAGCUGACUUCUCUUCAAGGACUGUGUUCAUUUAAAGUACUCAAGGAUAAGGGACACGAGGUUGCCCAAUUAGGCGGUCUGAAACAACUUCAUGGACAACUUCGAAUUACCAACCUCGAGAACGUUGAGAGUAAACAAAAAGCAGGCAUGGCUAAUCUGAACAACAAACAGUACCUUGAUGAACUAGUCUUAGAAUGGACAACAGAUGAUGGCUUCAGUUUGGACGGCAAUGAAUUAGUUGUGUCGGAGGAGGUACUUGAAGGUCUCCAACCACAUCAGGCUCUCAAACGUUUGACGAUCAGAGGGUACAUUGGUGUCAGAUCACCCAGUUGGCUGCAGACACAAUUGUUAGCGAACCUGAUAACUCUUGAUCUAUACAACUGCAAAGCAUGGGAGGAUAUUUCAUGUAUUGGACAGCUACAGAAUCUCAAGAAACUUUCCGUGAAGGGAAUGCCUGCAGUGAAACAAAUAAGUCAUGGAUUAAGUACAGAGAGCAAGUUCUUGCCUAAUCUGGAAGAGCUAGUGCUGGAGAACAUGGUGGCAUUGGAGGAACUCCCGAGUCUUGGACAACUGCCGUCGCAUCGAGAAAAUGCCAGCAGUGAAGAAGUUGGGCGAUGGAUUCUUUGGUUCCAGAGACCAAGGCAAGUGUUUUCCUAGCUUGGAGGAGCUCAAGUUCUGGGACAUGCCAGAAUGGGAAGAGUGGACUUGGGCUGAUGGCCGACAGCUGUUUCCCUGUUUGCGAAAACUUCAAAUUGAAAGAUGCCCGAGGCUUAAGAGGUUGCCUCCCCUCCCUCCUCCACUUGAAACAUUAGAAAUAGAUGAAGUCGGAUUGAAUGUUUUAGAACGCAUGCAUUGAAUGUUUAAAUGAGU
This is a messenger RNA of Musa acuminata subsp. malaccensis (wild Malaysian banana), 2422 nucleotides long. The record is from RefSeq and is a predicted model, not a curated record. NCBI's taxonomy places the organism in Eukaryota, Viridiplantae, Streptophyta, Magnoliopsida, Zingiberales, Musaceae.